GAGCCCUGAACUCGACUUCAACGCAAGGCUGAGGGCCAAGUCUCAUCCAGCCCAACGAGGUCAUCUACAAGGCCAACCGCGCGCGCACCGCCGGCUGCAGCUACGACAACGUCGUGCACAAGCCCAAGACGCAGACGCUCUCGCCCAGCACCCAGUUCUUCCGCCCGUCCCGCCGCGAGGGACUCUUCGCCGUCGAGUUCCGCGGCGCCAGCCUCAACACGACCAUCACCGCGAACGACGUCACUGUCGCCGUCAAGGACCUGCUCAUGGCGCACCCCGACAUCGUGGGCUGCGCCGAGACGUCCGAAGAUCAUGACCAAGCGUUUCUCCUCCGCGUCCAAUACGGCGCCGUCGCCGCGCCACGGAUCGGGCGCGUCGGCCACCAGUGGCUUCGAUGGCGAGAAUAUGGUUGAGGAGGAGGUGCGAAGGUUCCACCUCGUGGGCCACAGUAUGGGCAGCCAGAUCAUCCACAUGCUGGCUCAGAUGCUCGAGAAGGGCACGACCGGGGCUCCAGAGGAGGAACUCGACGUUACGUCGACGGUGACGUCGACGGCGUGCUGAAGCUGCAGAAGAUCUCGGACACGAACAUCCUCACGGUGCUG
Phytophthora sojae is the source of this 602-nucleotide messenger RNA. RefSeq lists its product as hypothetical. Lineage: Eukaryota; Oomycota; Peronosporomycetes; Peronosporales; Peronosporaceae. The transcript has a single exon. The record is from RefSeq and is a predicted model, not a curated record. Bases 313 to 561 code for a protein of 82 amino acids.